Molecule: messenger RNA, 726 nt
Organism: Ilex paraguariensis (yerba mate)
Lineage: Eukaryota; Viridiplantae; Streptophyta; Magnoliopsida; Aquifoliales; Aquifoliaceae
Source: the annotation of a GenBank genome assembly
AUGCAUGAGCAUCACUUGAAGUUUGCUCAUUUGUCAGGUACCCCUGACCCUGAAUCAAGGGUGCCCAUCGUUUUGGAGGCAAGUAGGACCCUAGAAAUUCAUUCCAUCCAUACUGAGACAGUUUGGUCUGAUUCUAUGAAUUUGGGUGUGUUAGGUGAUUGGGAGCAAGAGAGGUAUUUUUUCAGCAGCAGGGAAGUGAAGUACCCAAAUGGCAACCGAUCAAACAGAGCAACUGGUUCCGGGUAUUGGAAGGCGACUGGAAUAGACAAGCAGAUUGUGACUUGUAGGAGUAACCAAGUUGUGGGGAUUAAAAAAACUCUGGUUUUUUACAGAGGAAAACCUCCACAUGGGAUCAGAACUGAUUGGAUCAUGCACGAAUAUCGCCUUGUAGAUGCUCAAUCAACACCCAGGACUGCCCCACAAGCAAACAACUCAACCCAGGAAAACUGGGUUCUCUGUCGCAUAUUUCUGAAGAAAAGAAGUAUGAAGAAUGACAAUGAGAUCACACAAUCCCACAAUGAUAACAGAGCUCGGAGUCUGGGAAACAAUAAGCCUGUUUUCUAUGAUUUUCUUGCCAAGGACAAGACUGGCUUGAAUUUGGCCCCGGCUUCCUCAUCCUCGGGUUUAAGUGGAAUCACAGAGGUCUCGUGUAAUGAAACAGAUGAUCACGAAGAAAGCAGCAGUUGCAAUAAUUUCACCUCUUCUAUGAGAAAACCAUGGCCAUAG